UUUGUCCCCCCUCACUUCCAUAUGACGCCAUUUACAGCAUAAACCCGACCUCUUCUCCGGAAAGAGGGGAAAAAAACAAGACGAGAAAACUUGAAAGCACCUCAGUGUGCAAGGCAGCCAAACGUUCAACAAUUACAGCGAGUAUUUUUUAGAACUGUCCAGCCUACCUCGGAGUGCAACAAACUCGAAAGCCGUUGGCUAUUUGUGUACACUCAACGGAUUCAAAAGUAUCGCGUGCGCAUUUUGUUCACUUUUCUAAUUCACAAAAAAAGUGGAGAGCCAGCAAGCCCCUAGUGAUUGAUUCGUUUUUGGCACUAUUUCGCCUCGGGUUCUCUCGCAGUGGAAUGUAUGGCUAUGUUUUUGAUCUCUUAAAAUUGGAAUCUGGAAAUAUUGUUUGUGGCUACUUUAUCAUUGCAUUGGGUUGUGUGGAUGGGAUUCCAGAUUAAUCUAAACAGGAAUAAACUUUUCGAAUUUGGAAUUUAAUACAACAAACGGGGCUGAAGUGGUGCGAACACGGUGAGUUCGUGAAAAUAAGACUUCAGAUGUGUUCAAUGCCAGCCGGAGGGGUCCUUCUUCAGAGCCAAGAUGGAGACCAGUACUCAAAAUGGCAGUGGUGGCGGAGGGUCGGCCGGCUUGCUGCGUGCUCUGCGUGACAGCGGGAGGCUACACCGGCCUCACCAUGCCCAGGAAGGUCAGCCCGAUCCUGGGGUAAACCCCAGCCAGCAGGCCCCUGUACUCUCGCUGGACCAGAUCAGGAUCACCGGGAGCAGUAAUGAGUACACAGAGGGACCAACGGUGGGACCCAUUGUGGUCCCUAGGCCCCCUGGCUCCUUGCCCACCCAGCAGAAGAAUGACCUGGUGGUGCCACUGGACCUGGGGACCAAUGAGCAACUGGAGCCCCAGUACUCCAGGCCCAACCAGAGGAACUUACUUCCCCAGCAUCCCCAGCCCACACACUCCACAGUCCCCCCUAGGGAUGCCCUAUCUCUUUCUUCUAGCACAGAGGGCUCCAGAAACAGCCCGAGAACCAGUACAGGCAGCACGUCUUCCGUGCAGAGGCUCCUGGGUAGCCCGGCGGUUAGCGAACGGAUAAUCAGGACCCAGCCCAAACGGGUGGAGCUUAAACAGGAGGAAUUGAAGCCCCUGGCGAGUACGGUUGGAGGGGCGGUGGUGGUCACGGUGCCCGGUGGUGGUACCCCUGCCGCUAGGGAGGGGCUGCUGGGUAAACAUGUCUACCGCUGUGAGGACUGUGGCCGGUGCAAGUGCCAGGAGUGCAUGUGCCCGCGCGCCCUGCCCUCCUGCUGGAUGUGCGGCCGACGGUGCGUAUGCUCGGUGCAGAACGCGGUGGACUAUGGGACUUGCGUGUGCUGCGUCAAGGGCCUGUUCUAUCACUGCUCCAGUGACGACGAGGAUACAUGCGCCGACAAGCCCUUCUCCUGCAGCCAGUCGCACUGCUGCGUGCGCUGGUCGGCCAUGGGCCUCCUUUCCCUGUUCCUACCCUGUCUCCUGUGCUACCUCCCAGCUAAAGGGUGUCUUGCCGCGUGCCAGAGCUGCUACGACCGCGUCAAGCGACCGGGGUGCCGGUGUAAGAACACUAACGUUGUCCACUGUAAGAGCGUUGACUGUAAGCCAACGUAAAGGGAAAGUACCUUGGGUGUUGUGGAGAAUCGAUGGGGGUUGACAACUUUGGGCAACUGAAACGAUCACCUCAUCAUGUUUUGGCCCAGUAGUCAGAAGUUGAUUGGGAGAUUGGCUAAGCUGAGCUGUUUGACGUGGUUUGUGUCGUUUGUUUUCAGCUAUGGUUGUUAAUACAGGCUGCUUGAUCACCAAGUGCCCUGAUUUUGUAUUGUUUUAAUCGAAGUCCAGAAUGUUAGCUCUUUUGACAUGUAUUAAUACAACUGAUAUGCUAUGGACAGACUCUCCUGACUAACUUGUUUGUGAAUAGUAAUCGCAAAAGUAUGUAAAUUAGCAAAUGACCUCCUCAGAGAUGUUUUAUUUUUGUAUAUAUAAUAUUUCAACUGUGCAAAGCAUUCUGCCAAACCAGAGGCACCUUGAUGAUAGAUCCAUAUAUAUUAUAUAAUACAAUGUUUAAUGGUGUAUAUUCAUGGGAAUGUAUAUCAAUCAUUUUUGAUGUUUGCCUUACAAGAGAAGGACAUUUACACAUCUUAUCCCUUCAACUCCACAUGUAAAUUGUACAGUGACCCUAUAAGAAAAUCUUUAUUUUCUCAUUUCAACAUUGUUUUAAGUGGAAAGAAUAUUUAUUUGAAGUUUUAUUGUUUUAUAAAGAAAAUAUUUAUUUUGAGAAGCAUCUUAAAAAAAACAUCAGCCUGUUCAAGUACUCUGAUGUUGUUGCAAGUGAGGGUGACUAGGGUGUCAAAUUGGAUGCAUAUGUUCGCUAUGAAAUAGAAAAAUAUAUUAACGUUUGAAAUUAAA
Oncorhynchus kisutch (coho salmon) is the source of this 2433-nucleotide messenger RNA. RefSeq names its product protein sprouty homolog 2-like. Gene Ontology annotation, cellular component: cytosol; membrane. Lineage: Eukaryota; Metazoa; Chordata; Actinopteri; Salmoniformes; Salmonidae. The coding region runs from base 586 to 1638 and encodes 350 amino acids. Gene Ontology annotation, biological process: negative regulation of fibroblast growth factor receptor signaling pathway; negative regulation of Ras protein signal transduction; multicellular organism development. The record is from RefSeq and is a predicted model, not a curated record. The transcript has 2 exons.